GAAUUCCGAGUGCUGUUUCUAUCAAUAUUUUACACAUCGUUUCUCCUUUAAUUUAUUCUCAGUAUGUUUAUUUUUCAGUGUAUGAAAACCCUGGCAAAUUUUAACAUUGGUAAAAAUAAAAUAAAAUCCCCUGGCAAAUUGCAUUCUUUAUAUGUGCCUAACUUCAAAAUUUUCACUUUUUUUUGGUGUUUUGAUCUAAUGGAAUGUUAUUUAUUUUACAGGAUAUAUAAUUCCUACAAUAAUCUAUAUUUUGAUCUUGUUAUUACUUCACUGCCUUUACAUACAGCAAAAAUCUCUGGUUUAUAGGUUUUUUUUUUAUUUCCAUAGUUGGAAGGAUUUAGCAUUCAAGCUCUUCAAUUGCCAUACAUAGUCCCUUGAUGUAACGCCAUGGAUGAGGCAAUGUCAAAACCCGAGUUUAUUCUCUCAUCAAACCCUGAUGACUGGGUUGAGGUACAGAACUUGCUGAAGAGAAAAGUAAUCCUAGAAGAUAAUUUCAUGUGGUCAAUAUCUGCAUCUGAAUCUAGCUUAAAGGGGACAUCUGAAAGUCAUAGAUUACGAUUUAUUGGAGGGGUUGACAUUAGCUUCUGCAAAGACGACCCUUCUAUAGCUUGUGGUGCCAUUGUUAUCGUGGAUAUUGCUAGUAUGGAGGUCGUGUAUGAUGAUUACAAUCUCACCCAGCUUCAAAUUCCAUACGUUCCUGGCUUUCUGGCCUUUAGAGAGGGUCCUGUUCUACUAGAGCUUCUGGAGAAAAUGAAGCUUCACACUAAGCUAUAUUAUCCCCAGUUGUUGAUGGUUGAUGGGAAUGGCUUACUUCAUCCCCGAGGUUUUGGUUUAGCUUCUCACCUUGGUGUCAUGGCAGACCUUCCUACUAUUGGGGUUGGUAAAAAUCUGCACCAUGUGGAUGGUUUAACACAAUCUGGAGUGAAAAAACUUUUGGAAGGAAAUACAAAAAGCGAUGGAGAUGUUAUAACAUUGACCGGUAACUCUGGCUUCACUUGGGGAGUGGCAAUGCGCUCAAGUGAAGAUUCUAUAAAGCCGAUCUUCAUAUCAAUAGGUCACCGCAUAUCCCUUGAAACAGCCACUAAAGUUGUUAAAAUGUGCUGUAAAUAUCGCAUUCCGGAGCCCAUUCGCCAAGCUGAUAUCAGAUCAAGGGCUUAUCUUCUAAGGAACGCAAGAAGCUUGAAAAUUGCUUACGAGGCUUCAUCUUCUAGGCCUGCUUGUAAUAGAGAAUGACUCAGGUAUUUGAACGCUCAUGCAAUGGUUUGGUUUACUUGCUACACAUGUUACUGUUAAUGCCUGCAAUGUGUCUUUUAUAGAAAGUUCUCAUUUUGGGUUGUAAUUUAUUGUUGUAAUAAUGAUUUUUUUAACUUUGUAUAAAUUUUUUGGGGUAUAGUGACUGGAAUAAUUUUGUAAUAUUUC
Molecule: messenger RNA, 1419 nt
Organism: Amborella trichopoda
Lineage: Eukaryota; Viridiplantae; Streptophyta; Magnoliopsida; Amborellales; Amborellaceae
Product: endonuclease V family protein
Biological process (GO): DNA repair
Cellular component (GO): nucleolus; cytoplasm
Molecular function (GO): RNA endonuclease activity producing 5'-phosphomonoesters, hydrolytic mechanism; single-stranded RNA binding
Source: RefSeq, a predicted model, not a curated record